Molecule: messenger RNA, 916 nt
Organism: Neolamprologus brichardi
Lineage: Eukaryota; Metazoa; Chordata; Actinopteri; Cichliformes; Cichlidae
Source: RefSeq, a predicted model, not a curated record
GGCACUUUCCUCCUGAUUUGCGUUACCAUGGAGAGCGUUGCUGUGUGACGCCUGGUGGUAUCCAGGAAGAAGGUGAACUAGCUGGUAGGAGGAAAAAAAUGGACGAUAAUUUCCAACAAGAAGAUGGUGGAACGGCAAGAAAUGUUGCCAAGUCUGGACGAAGAGCUCGCCCUGCGGCACACCAGUCAUCGUUUGAAGAGACUCGUCACAUAAGGAAGUCCUCCACCUCUGCUUCAGCAGGAGAGGAUGAUGAUGAGGGCCCUCCUCCUAAACCAGCCCGGCGGCAGGGCGGCUGGGCAGAGGACAGCUCUGGAUCUGGUUCUGCCAAAGCUUCGAGAAGACCUGCAGCUGAGGACCUCGAAGACCGCCGUCUGCGACCACAAACUCCCCAGGGAUCAGAUGAUGAAGGAGACAUCCCAACGAUUCCUGAUCUGGAUGAAGUGCAAGAAGAAGAUCUCACCAUGCAAAUUGCAGCUCCACCAUGUGUUCAGGUGAACCGAGUAAUGACCUACAGAGAUCUGGACAAUGAUCUGAAGAAUUACUCUGCAUUCCAAACCUUAGAUGGAGAGAUCGACUUGAAGCUACUCACCAAGGUUUUAGCACCCGAGCAGGAGGUGAGGGAGGAUGAUGUGAGCUGGGAAUGGGAUCAUCUGUUUACAGAGGUGUCCUCGGAGCUGCUGAUGGAAUGGGAUCAAGGAGAGAGUGAGGAGCUGGCUGUGUAGCCUGCAACGCGAGGAGGACGCUUGAACUGAGACAUGAAGUCGCUCUAGUAGGAGUGAACAUCCCACUACACAGAAGGGCUAUCAGCUUACAAACUUCAAUUACUGUUAUUUUGUUUAAAGUGUGUGUACAGCAUUUGGUAAAUUUUAUAAAUAAAUAAAGUUGUCUGUGCAUGGAGCAGUACAGUGUUACCUUA